Molecule: messenger RNA, 3410 nt
Organism: Gopherus evgoodei (Goodes thornscrub tortoise)
Lineage: Eukaryota; Metazoa; Chordata; Testudines; Testudinidae
Product: programmed cell death 1 ligand 2-like
Exons: 7
Coding region: 284-1243 (319 amino acids)
Biological process (GO): positive regulation of T cell proliferation; cellular response to lipopolysaccharide; cell surface receptor signaling pathway
Cellular component (GO): external side of plasma membrane
Source: RefSeq, a predicted model, not a curated record
AAACUGAACAUGUGCCUGUCCAUUCCUGCGAAACAUGGGUGGUUUCCUUUUGAUGCAAGCUUUAGUUUUUAAAACGCAUGAUACGUGAAUACAAUCAGAGAGUAAAUGGACCAUACUGGCUGCAUAAAGUGCUGGGGGAUUGCUAUUCUUUUCCCCUCUGAUGUUCUUGUGGCAUCAUACAAAUAGGUUAGAGGUGCUUUGCCUUGGAAAUCUUGACAAUUUCAUCUGCUAUAUCUCCCUGAUUCUUCCAACAGCUAUAUGGAUCUGAUACUCCUCUGAGAAAAUGUUCAGAAUCCUGUCAAUCUUGAUAUUGGAAGUGCAGCUCUACUUGAUAAGAGCUUUUUUCACAGUUGAAGUUCCUCAGCUACACUACAUUGCAGAAUAUGGGAGCAACGUAACCAUGGAAUGCAGGUUUCCAGUGAAUGGCCAGUUAAAUCUUAAAGACUUAAGUGUCAGUUGGGAGCAAAAAGGGUUAAAAGAGCAAAAAUCAAAAGAGGUUUAUACUCUUCAAAAGGGGGAGGAAGACCUUAAAUCCCAGCACAGAGACUAUAGGGGAAGAGCAACAUUGUUACGUGACAAAUUGAAUUUGGGAUAUUCAGUGCUUCAAAUCAUCAGAAUAAAGCUCAUGGAUGCUGGGUCUUACCGCUGUCUCAUUGACUACAGAGGAGCUGAUUACAAGUACAUUACUUUGGAAGUAAAAGCAUCCUACACGAGAAUAAAUGUACAAAUAAUGAGUGAACCUGCAGAAGAGGAGUUGGUUUUAACUUGUCAGUCAGAAGGGUUUCCUCUAGCUGAAGUGUUCUGGCAAAAUGAGAAGAAUCUUAAAGUCAACGGAUCUGUAAAUACCACCUACACAUUGACCACAGAUGGACUAUAUAAUGUAACCAGUAUGCUGAUAUUCAAACCAAAUGCUAGUGAAAACUACAGCUGCAUAUUCUGGUCUAAAGAACUGAAUGAAGAAACUUCCUACAUUUUCACUUUAGCUCGACAAACAGCAGUUGUUGGAAAAAAAUCUCUGAAUUUAUUUAUCAUCCCAACCUGUGUAAUAGCGGUUGUUCUCAUAUCUGCAUUAACUAUCUUUCUAAAGAGAAAAUCACUAACAAAGCUCCAUGCCAAAAAAGACAAAAAGAGAAAAUGUCCCCAGUUACAGAAAGAAGACAACAGACACUUGAACUCUGAAACCCAGGACUUAAUUAUGACGAAUAUCACAGAUUCAAGAGACUGCACAGACGUGUGUCCAUGAAAACUCUUCAUCUGCCGUGCCUGCAGUUUGCACUUUUCAGAUCCCUUUUUGAAGACUGCAUAGAGAAAUCACAGCACUUUAGGUCUGGAACAAACAAAGCAAAUGUUUGGUUUUGUCUAUACUAUACCGCUUAAAGGCUCCCUGUGCCUUUUGCCAUGUUACAUCUUAGAGUUACAGAGAACCAUACUGUUAUUUAAUGUGGUUAACAACUAUUAAGGGAUUAUUGGAGUGUAUCCCAUAUGCUGUAUGCUUGGGCAUAUUGUUCACCUGAGAGCACUGCGUGCACCAAAUAUUUUGUGUUCAAGAAUCCCCUUACUAGCUGAUUUAAUUUCAGGAGUACAGUCAGGAUACAAAGCUUCAGUCAUGUCUCAUGGGACUCUGUACGUGCCGAUGCCUGGACAAUAAUCUUUUGUAUUCAGAAAUUUCUACAUAUCUAUUUUUCAUGGCCAAACUUUAUAACACAUAAACUGGAAAUUACCUAGAGCACCAACAGCAAAGAGAUAGACUGAAGAAGUUUCAUUUUACAACGCUAACAAGAGUCUGAAGUGCACUUCAAGCAACAGACCCAAAACUACCCUUGGAUCAACAUUAUGUCAUACAACCAACAGUUUAAUGUACGGUUUGUUACAUUGAUUUCUUUAUAGUUAUUUCUUAUUUGUAGAAGGCAUGUAAUAUUAAUGCUCUUUUACUUUUUUUAGGGGAGACAACUAAAAAUGUAGACUACAAUGCUGUAUCUACUAAAUGUUUUGUUCCAGGGCUAGUUUACUUAAUGGGGAAUUGCAAAGCAAAACUGAAAACUGAAUUAAGAAUAGAUUUCUGUGCUGAAUGUGUUUACUAGCCAGGGUACAGUUUUAACUCUCCAGAGGAACAGAAAGUUAAUCCUCUCCAUGCCAAUCACUGGAUGGAAUUUCUACAUCCCAUCAAAGGAAUGCCCGAGUCACCUCUGAAUAACUGAGUACAGGGGACCACCAUGUUUUUAUAUUAUCUCCUGGAGUGCCAUUUUGGAAAGAAGCUAUGUCUCCACACUGUGAGCCAAAACCUAACAGAACUUGGUGUAAUUUAUCCCUAGAGUGGUGGCUUUUGUGGGCCUUUUCUUUUGGAAAAGGAGCCACUGCUUACAAGUACCUUGUAGGGUUAAAGAAACAGAGAUACACACAAGUCAGUGAACCCAACUUCUGUCAUACCGCCAUUCCCCGCAAAAUACUUGGGUUUGGAGUUUCUCAAAAUAUUUUGGCCCAGCUAUAUAAAAAUUGUCACAACAGCAAAGUCAACAUCUUCCUCUUCCUCUACUAUGUCUGGAUUUGGAUACUUGGAAUCUGGUUUCCAAUUACCCGCAUCUUGUACAGUUACACCAAGGCAAAGUGGGUGUACAACACUACUUAAUCAGAAUGAUAGCAUUUACACCCACUUUGCACUCAUUUUGCCCUGGUUUAAAUGACUACACAAGAUGCAGAGCAAUAGAAAAUUAGGUCCCUGAUGUGUGGCAGGAGCUGACUUACAGAUUCAACAGUAGUAUUGAUUUUAUGAAUAAUCACUGGUUGAUGGGGAAAGAACAAACUUAAGAGUCAUAUUUGGUUUCCAUGUAUUACAUUUUUAAAUGUCCAGGUGCCGGUUGUUUGCUGGGAGCAUCUGCCAUUUUCUGUUCAGUUCAGAUGUAGCCUGCUGCAGAGGAGAAACACAGUGACCUAGAUUUUAUGCUGAGUUUAACAAAUCAGUUGAGAUGUCAGAGAGUUAGUUAUGGCUAGAGCCCUGUGUGGAUACAGAAUUUGCAUCCACAUCUGAUCCGAGAUGCGCAGAAAUGGUGCACAGAUAUGAAGUGAAUCUCUGCAGAUUUGCAGGGCUCUAGUUAUGACUCCCUGCCAGGCCUCAUGUGCAGAGUAGAGAAGCCUGGGGACUACUCUAACUUGCAUCAGCUAGCAAUUGUCCAUAAGGGACCAUACACCAGUGGAGGAUAGCCAAAGUAUAUCAUGCUUCAGCCAUUCCUUCUCUGUGUUUGUUACAUCUGCUGUACUAGGAGCUGUAGAGAGAGAAAGGCGUAGGAGCUGGCCCCAUACUCACUGGGGACUCCCCUCAUGUCAGGGGUAUACUAAACUGGAAGUUAUGGGCUGUCCCCAUUCUUUUUGUGCUACCAGACCAGUGCAGAGAAACUGGUCCAUUGUGCUCUUAC